Beauveria bassiana ARSEF 2860 is the source of this 1008-nucleotide messenger RNA. RefSeq names its product NAD dependent epimerase/dehydratase family protein. The coding region runs from base 1 to 1008 and encodes 335 amino acids. The record is from RefSeq and is a predicted model, not a curated record. The transcript has a single exon. Gene Ontology annotation, molecular function: dTDP-glucose 4,6-dehydratase activity. NCBI's taxonomy places the organism in Eukaryota, Fungi, Ascomycota, Sordariomycetes, Hypocreales, Cordycipitaceae.
AUGGACGCCACUUACAACGUUCUUGUCACCGGUUCGGCCGGUCAUCUCGGCACGGCCCUCAUGCUCGCCCUACCCGGCUUCGGCUACAAGCCGUUUGGCAUCGACAUUCUCGCUUCGCCCACCACCACCGCCGUCGGCAACGUCACCGACAGCGCAUUCAUCAGCGGCCUGCUCCGAGGCAGCAACAUUACCCAUAUAAUCCACACGGCGACCCUUCACAAGCCGCACGUCUGCAGCCACACCAAGCUGCAAUUCAUCGAAACCAACAUCACCGGCACCAUGGUGCUCCUGGAAGAAGCCGCCGCGCUGGGCCCUCAGAUUCAGAGCUUCUUGUUUCUGAGCACCACGAGCACCUUUGGCACGGCUUUGAGCCCGCAGCCGGGAAAACCGGCGGCGUGGAUCGACGAGGCCGUGGUCCCGCAGCCCAAGAACAUUUACGGCGUCUCAAAGGUCACCGCCGAGGACUUGUGUCUGCUCAUGCACCGCGAGUCGGGCCUGCCGGUGCUGGUCCUCCGCUCCAGCCGCUUCUUCACCGAGGAGGACGACGACGAAAAUCGUCGCGCCGAGCUGGCCGACGCCAACCUCAAAGUGCUCGAAUUCGCAUACCGCCGCUGCGACUUGGAGGAUCUCGUCAAUGCCUGCGUCUGCGGCAUGGAAAAGGCCAAGAGUAUCGGUUGGGGCCGGUACAUUAUCAGCGCGCCGCCGCUGUUCCCGAAAGAUGAAAAGAUUCUCGAGGCGUUGGAUACCGACCCGGCGGCGGUGCUGCGGCGCGUGGCGCCCGAGGCUGAAAAGGUGUUUGAGAAGAAGGGCUGGGGCUAUCUGAAUCGCAUUGAUCGUGUGUAUGACUCGUCCAAGGCGGCGAGAGAGCUGGGCUGGAAGCCAAAGUAUACAUUUGCCAACAUGGUGGCCAUGGUGGCUCAGGGCCAGGAUUGGCGGAGCGAGCUCGCCCGCAAGGUGGGCAAAAAGGGCUAUCAUGCAGUCACGACGGGCGUUUAUACCCAGCGAUGA